AUGGCUUCCUUCCUUAUGAACCAGAUCAAUCCACAAGCCGACCCCCCGCACCACGGCGGAGCAACUGAAGCCGACGAAGUCGAAUACGACCGUUUGCGCGGCCUCGCGCGCGAAGAAGCUCAAAAACGCGGCCGCUGCUUUGACCGGUCCCGUGCUGCCUAUGAAGCGGGCGACGGUGCAGCGGCCCAUGAACUCAGCGAGGAGGGCAAGCGCCAUGGCGCACAGAUGGAGGCCUACAACGCGCAGGCGCGUGACUUCAUAUUCCGCGCAAAUAAUGCACACCAGCCAGAGGAUACGAUCGACCUGCAUGGGCUAUAUGUAGAGGAAGCGGAAGAGAUUCUGGAAACGCGGUUGAGGACUGCGAGGCAGCGUGGCGAUGACCAUAUCAAUGUGAUUGUUGGCAAGGGGAACCAUUCGGCGGGUGGGAUCGCGAAGAUCAAACCUGCCGUCGAGAAGAUUCUUAGGGCCCAGGGGCUCCAAUUUAAUAGUGAGCAGAAUGCGGGCAAGAUUAUUGUACAGUUGAGAGAGGGUGGUGGAGCCGGACAGGGGUCUGGUGGAUAUGGCGGGCAUCAGGAGCAGCAGCAACAGCAGCAGCAAAACUACCAGCAAGGCGGGCGGUACCAGAAACAUCAUCAACAGCAACAGCAACAACCGCAACAGCAUCACCAGCAACAGCAACACCAGCAGCAGCAACACCAGCAGCAACAAUACCCCCAGAACCAGUACCAGCAGCAGCAAGGGCAGGGGCAGGGGCAGGGGCAACAGCAGCCCGCCAACGAGCUGGAAGAAUUGGCGAAGAAGGCAGCGCCUAUCUUCAUCAAGAAGCUCCAGGGCUGCUGUAUUAUCAUGUAA
This is a messenger RNA of Morchella importuna, 852 nucleotides long. RefSeq lists its product as uncharacterized. The transcript is spliced from 3 exons. Bases 1 to 852 code for a protein of 283 amino acids. The record is from RefSeq and is a predicted model, not a curated record. Lineage: Eukaryota; Fungi; Ascomycota; Pezizomycetes; Pezizales; Morchellaceae.